AUGAGAAGAAUUCUGGUGGGACUGGACAUACCUGAGGAAAGAAGGGUAGGUCUGGCAACAUAUAUGCUUAUGGACAAAGCUGAUUUCUGGUGGGAAUCAAUGAAAAGGGUGUAUGACACUGAGGUUAUGACCUGGGAGGAAUUUGAGAGAAUCUUCCUAGGCAAGUAUUUUGGGGAAGUGGCUAAGCAUGCCAAGAGGAUGGAGUUUGAGCACCUCAUCCAAGGAACCAUGUCAGUGCUGGAGUAUGAGUCACGUUUCUCAGAGUUGUCUCGUUUUGCUUUGGGGAUGAUCAGUGAGGAAGGAGAAAAAGCUAGGAGGUUCCAGCAGGGGUUGAGACCUGCUAUUAGGAACAGAUUAGUCCCACUGGCAAUAAGGGAUUAUUCUGAGUUGGUUAAGAGGGCUUUGUUGGUGGAGCAAGACAUGGACGAAACCAACCAAAUUCGAGAGCAAAAAGGGGACAGAAAAGGGAAACAAAGAAUGAGGGAAAGUUCUCAGGGGCCACAGCAGAAGCAGAGGACUCAGCAGUUUGAGAGGCGUCCCUCGUUCUAUGCAGGAGGGGGGCAGAUUGCUCAGGGGGUGGCUGCUAAUAGAGUAUGUUAUGGUUGUGGAUCAGGAGACCAUUUAUGGAGGGCUUGCCCAUUGCGAGGCACACAGCAGGCACGACCUCAGUCUCAGGGAAGUUCUCAGCAACAGUCAGUAGUGUCUUUCCAGCCUCCUCAACUUCAGUUGCCUUACUAUCAGAUGCCACAAUUGCCCCCAGCAGCGCAGGGAACUAGGGCAACUACCACGAGUCAGACCCGCUCUUCUCAGGGGUCGAAUGCUAGAGGUAGGGGAAGGCCCGCAGCAGGAAGAGUUUUUGCCUUGACCCCAACAGAGCCAGAUGAGGAUGCCCUUUUGGUGGAAGGUAUGAUUUUGGUAUAUAGUACUUGGGUGCGUGUUUUGUUUGAUACUGGUGCAACUCAUUCUUUCAUUUCUGCAUCUUGUGCUAAUGCAUUGGGGUUGAAAUCGGAAAGGGUAGAGAAUUUGUUACUUAUUGAGUCUCCUAUGGGUACGAACUCUAGAGUUGAUAGAAUAUGCAAGGGGUGUGUUAUUACCUUGGCAGAUAGAGCACUAAAUGUGGAUUUGAGGAUUUUGGAUAUGACUGGGUAUGAUGUUAUUUUGGGAAUGGAUUGGUUGGCAGUGUAUAGAGCGGUUAUUGAUUGUCAUCGCCGCAGGAUAAUAUUUUGUUUGCCAGAGGGAUUUGAGGUUUGUUUUGUUGGAGGGAAGUGUGUUAGUUUGCCUUUUUCGCAGUCCGAUCCGUGCUAUCAGUAUGUGUUGAGGAAGGGAUCAAUAAAUUUCCUAGCUUGCCUUCGUGGUAAGGAGAAAGCCUAG
Vitis vinifera (wine grape) is the source of this 1371-nucleotide messenger RNA. RefSeq lists its product as uncharacterized. The transcript has a single exon. Gene Ontology annotation, molecular function: aspartic-type endopeptidase activity. NCBI's taxonomy places the organism in Eukaryota, Viridiplantae, Streptophyta, Magnoliopsida, Vitales, Vitaceae. The coding region runs from base 1 to 1371 and encodes 456 amino acids. Gene Ontology annotation, biological process: proteolysis. The record is from RefSeq and is a predicted model, not a curated record.